Messenger RNA from Drosophila miranda, 1450 nucleotides. RefSeq names its product pickpocket protein 28. Gene Ontology annotation, molecular function: ligand-gated sodium channel activity. Lineage: Eukaryota; Metazoa; Arthropoda; Insecta; Diptera; Drosophilidae. The record is from RefSeq and is a predicted model, not a curated record. The transcript is spliced from 5 exons. Gene Ontology annotation, biological process: sodium ion transmembrane transport. Gene Ontology annotation, cellular component: membrane. The annotation marks the transcript as partial.
GUCAACAUUACUCUUUCGUGCCACUCCCCCCACUUUAACACCGAUUACAGCUGGGCCCGUAUACCGCUGAAGAUGGUUUUUGCCAUAGCCACUGUCUAUGUCUGCAUCCUCUCGUCGGAGCGGUACUUCUACUACUGGGUUCAAACCACCAUCGAACGCACCGACGUCCAUGUAUCGGAGAUCAAUUUUCCCGCAGUGACCAUCAUCCCCAUGUCUGUCACCAAUCUCAAUGCGUCAAAUGAGGCGCAGCGCCACACCAGAGUCUUCAAUAUGGCCCGGGCCGUUCUCUGGCAAACCCCCGAUGCAGUGCAACUCGACAAACAUAGCUUCGAAGAGUUUCCCGAAUACGCAGAUGUAGAUCCCACAGCUUUGGACAUGGACACAGUGUAUGAUUCCUUCCAGGACGCUUGCAAGUAUUUCUUCGCGGAGUGCUCGUGGCGCCGUAAGCCCAUGAACUGCUGCAGCCUCUUUCGGUCAGUCUCCACCUUUAAAGGGUUUGCGUACGUCUUCAACUCAGUGCGAUGCGAAUUCCCGGACGAAACUUGGCCGUGGUCUGCGUCUGCCUCGGGAUCCCUUAGCGGCCUUAAUGUGAAGAUACAUCGUAAUCAAAAUGUGUUCAAUAUAAAUAUGCUGGGGGUGAUUGUGCAUGAACCCACUCAGCAGCUGGGCCACAGUAUUGCCUAUUCCACUGAGGAUCGUAUUGUCAUUCCCGUAGAGCCACUGCGCUUCACAGCCGAGGCAGACGUCAAGGCCCGGCCAGUCCAAAUGCGCCGCUGUCUGUUCGAGAGUGAGAUUGUACGUCUGGGCCAGUCGCGAUCCGAGUGUAUUUACAAGUGCCAUGUGCAGUACAUCUUGAAGAAAUGCAACUGCACCGUGAAUCUGCCCCGUCCGGUGACUACAAGGAUGGAAAAUAUCACAGGAUCAAGUUACUAUAAUGGAACAAAACUUUGUGGGGUGAAGCACUUGCCCUGCUUCAAUAACAACAGACUUUCGCUGUUCUCCAUGAGCAACAUCAUCGAGGAGUCCAGAGAUAACAUCUUUACGACCGUCGACUGCGGCUGCUUCCCGCAAUGCGAUCACACACAGUACCACUCCUCCACCUAUACCGAACGAUUGAGCAGCGUGGAGAACAACAAUUCGGUAAUCGAGAUAGACGUAUACUUUCAGGAGGAGACCCUCUUCUCGUAUCGCUCCAUGCUGCGCUUCACCCUCAUCGAUCUGAUGGUUUCCUAUGGUGGCAUAGCAGGUCUGAUUAUGGGAAUCUCGGUCUUGGGCUGGGUUAAUGCCAUCCUGGACCACUUCGCCUGUUGUCGGCUGCCCAGCGACGGAUAGCACUGCCCCUCCUCUCCCUUAUUCAAUCUGAAACAGCCACAGCUGCUUUCUCACGUUUCUUUACCUGUAAUCGGAACAGCGAUUCAGUGUUCAGACGAACAUAAAUAAAUUCAGAAGA